Procambarus clarkii (red swamp crayfish) is the source of this 2242-nucleotide messenger RNA. RefSeq names its product FAD-dependent oxidoreductase domain-containing protein 1. The record is from RefSeq and is a predicted model, not a curated record. Gene Ontology annotation, molecular function: oxidoreductase activity. Gene Ontology annotation, cellular component: cytoplasm. Gene Ontology annotation, biological process: mitochondrial respiratory chain complex I assembly. NCBI's taxonomy places the organism in Eukaryota, Metazoa, Arthropoda, Malacostraca, Decapoda, Cambaridae.
AACUUAAAUUACAAAAAAAUAAAUUUCUACCUAAAGCUCAUAUCAUUAAAUACAGAAAUUUAUAAACAAAAUAUAUAUAUUUUGUGUAUGUUCUCAAAUUAUCCAUAUUUGAUGCUGACAUGGCAUCGACUGCAGACGAUGUCAUGGUUUUGUUUACAUACGAAGUUGAUCACAUGCAGCAUGAGUGCUGGGAAAAAAGGAAGAGAUAACAUAAACAUAUAAGAGAUAACAGCUAAGCCUGACUUUCCCAGGUGUUUCCAGGAGACAAGCCACACACAACACAUCUGGUGCGGCUAUCGGCUGCUCGGCAAAUACUACGUGCUUGUGUGCUGACCUGUGUUCCAGCUAUGGCAAUGUUUUGCAUUCUCAGAAACUCCUUGGGACAACUGGGAGAGUGUUGGACAGGUGUUAAAUGCUCGCAAGUGCCUUCAGUGUGUAGAUAUUUGAGCAGCCGAGGUCUAGCUCCCAGCACGAGAACAUACUGUUCUCGCGAGGACUCGCAAAAGCCACCCAAGUUGGAAGAGAGUCGAAAACAAACCUUUCGGAGGCAUGAAUUUGAGGAUCCCAUUAAAAGAACGUUUGGUAUACUGAGUGACGACAUAAAAAAUUAUUUCUCUGGAAUCCGUUCAAAAUUGCACCAUGCAGGAGAAAUGUUUAGCGGAGAAGCUGCUAAAGCGCCGUCAGGAGAAAACACUGUACAUCAGAAUGGCCCUGAACUUUUGUGGCCCUCCCAUUGUGACGUGCUGGUGGUGGGUGGUGGAGUCAUGGGGUCUUCUAUUGCGUAUCAUCUCAAAGAGCGGGCACUAGAGGGGUUAAAUGUAGUAGUUGUUGAGGAAGACUUUUCAUACAGAAAGGCAUCAACUGUCCUCUCGGUUGGCGGCAUUCGACAGCAGUUCAGUGUGCACGAGAACAUCCAGCUGUCUCAGUAUGGGGCAGAGUUUUUACGUCAAUCCCCGAAAUUACUAGCAGUAGAAGGGAUGGAUCCUCCUAACAUGCAGUUUAACCCUCAUGGUUAUCUGACACUAGCAUCGGAGGCAGGGAUGUCCCAGCUUGAAGAAAAUUAUAAAUUACAAAUAGAAAUGGGUGCCAAAGUGAAGUUUAUGGAUGCAAAGCAACUUAAGAAUAUGUUUCCAUGGCUUGAUACAACUGGCAUUGAUGCUGGAGUCUUGGGCCUGGAAAAUGAAGGGUGGUUUGACCCAUGGAGCCUUUUAAUCAGUCUUCGACGAAAGGCUGUUUCCCUUGGAGCUCAGUAUAUCGAAGGCAAAAUUACAGGGUUAGACUAUGUAGUUUAUGAUGAUGUGUAUCUGGAGACACACUAUCAAUCAAACAUUAAAAAUCUUCGGGUUGCUGAGGUUACCCUUCCAAAUGGGGAAAAGCGCAAAAUCUCGUAUGCAAUUUUAGUGGUUGCAGCGGGGGCUUGGUCAGGGGAAGUAGGACGUCUAGUUGGCAUUGGGAAAGGCAAUGGCAUUUUGUCUGUUCCAAUUCCUGUUGAGCCAAGAAAACGAUAUGUAUACUGUGUCCAUGCUCCAGAUGGUCCAGGGCUAAACAGUCCACUGGUGAUUGACCCUAAUGGCACCUACUUUAGACGUGAGGGCUUAGGUGGUCUCUUCCUCUGUGGGCAGUCACCAGGAGAUGAUAAUGAGCCUUCAAUAGACAAUCUUGAAGUUGAUGAGACAUUUUUCUAUGAUACAGUAUGGCCAAAUAUUGCCGCUCGUGUUCCUUCAUUCCAAAACCUAAAGCUGAGGAGUUCAUGGGCCGGUUAUUAUGACUACAAUACCUUUGACCAGAAUGGCAUCAUUGGACUUCAUCCACUUUUCUCCAACUUCUUCAUUGCCACAGGCUUCAGUGGUCAUGGUCUCCAGCAGGCUGCAGGUGUGGGCCGAGCCAUCAUGGAAUGCAUCAUUUACGGGGAGUACCGUUCUAUCAAUCUAGAACGCUUUGGCUUUGAGAGGCUUCUUGGGAAUGAACCUCUUCUGGAGAAGAAUUGUUAUUAAGAACACACUUAAUAGUUAAAGAGUUUAACAUAUUCAGGGCAUUUGUAAAAUAAAACAUGCUUUAAUUAUACUGUACAGUUGCUGUACUGAAUGAAGUUAGAUAUAUAGUGUAUAAAUAUAAAUAUAAUUAAUAUAAUUAAACAUUAUUUUAAGACAUUUGGCAGUCAGCUGUACCAAUUGUUUAAAGAACUACACAAUUGUAUAUUUUUUAGUCCAGUGGACUAAAAUAAAGCCUAAAAAUAAUUAAA